AUGAGCUUUUUCCCACUAAUACGUGCGGCAAAGGCGGAGGCAGCAGCGGUUGGAAGCGACGGCGGCAGCUGGAGUCGGCGGCAACAACUGGGGGGACAUGGGGUUGGGUUUGUUGACGAGGAGGAAGAAAUGUCGAUUUGGGGGUCAUUUGCUGUCUCGGCCAGGCUAUCUGGACUUCUGUCAAACAGGCUGUGGGCGUGCAAGGGUCGCACACCAGCCAGCGAUGGGUCGGCGAAGGAGCUUACCAGGCCUCUAUGGAUCGUCCGACCCUUUUAUGCCCCUUAA
Prunus armeniaca (apricot) is the source of this 285-nucleotide messenger RNA. The record is from the annotation of a GenBank genome assembly. Lineage: Eukaryota; Viridiplantae; Streptophyta; Magnoliopsida; Rosales; Rosaceae.